Molecule: messenger RNA, 1081 nt
Organism: Danaus plexippus (monarch butterfly)
Lineage: Eukaryota; Metazoa; Arthropoda; Insecta; Lepidoptera; Nymphalidae
Gene: GSTt1
Product: glutathione S-transferase theta-1-like
Exons: 5
Coding region: 114-800 (228 amino acids)
Biological process (GO): glutathione metabolic process
Cellular component (GO): cytoplasm
Molecular function (GO): glutathione transferase activity
Source: RefSeq, a predicted model, not a curated record
CUAGUUGUCAUAUCUGUUUUGAACUUUGAUCAAAGAUAAUUGCCAAUAAAAAUUAAAAUAUUAAGGAAACAAAUUAAUAAUUAUUACUCUAAUUUAACUUUUUUACUUUAACAAUGACUUUGAAGUUGUAUUAUGAUUUAAUGUCGCAACCAUCUAGAUCACUAUAUAUCUUACUUAAAGUUUCGAAGUGCGACUUUGAACCAAAAUUUAUUGAUUUACGUAAAGGAGAGCACUAUUCUAAUGAAUAUGCCAAAAUAAAUAGGUUUCAAAAAGUACCAGUGAUUGAUCAUAAUGGUUUUGUUCUAAGUGAAAGUGUCGCCAUACUGAGAUACCUAUCAGGAGAGAAUUUAAUACCACCUAGUUUGUAUCCGAAAGACAAUCAAAUCCGAGCUCGUGUUGAUGAAUUUUUAGAAUGGCAUCAUAUUGAGUUUAGACUUCACUUGUCUAUGUAUUUUAGAGUUAAACACAUGGACCCCAUAAUAACGGGAAUACCACCAAACCCAAAAACACUUAAAGGUUAUGAGAGAAGAUUAAUAUCAGCGUUGGAAACUUUUGAGAGUCAGUGGUUGAAAAAUGGCAGUGAAUUUAUAACUGGCAACAACAUUACUGUAGCUGAUUUGUUUGCUGCCUCCGAACUGGAACAACCAAGAAUGGCUGGUUACAAUCCAGCAGAGAGAUUUCUCAGAAUUGGAUCCUGGUGGAAGAAGGUGCGGGAACACUUCAGCCCCUAUUACGAUGAGGGUCAUGUCAUAUUGAACAAGAUUGUGAAUAAGCAAAAACAACAAAGCUCUAAAUUGUAAUAUAAAUAUAACUAUUAAAUCUAGUUCUAAGAUAUUCCAGUCAAUGUGACAAGUACUUAAAAUAUAAAAUCAUAUAUAUAUCUUUCUAUAUUAUAUAGUGUUUAUUCCAGUCGUUUUGACACAACUUUUGUGAUAAGUAGUGGUAACUUUUUUUUGGACGUAUUUUAAUAUUUUUGUAUAAUAUAUACAUAUUUUAUGGCAUUUUGUGGGUAGUUUUAUAACUAUGGCUCUGUUAUUGUACACUUGUUUUACGAUACGUGAAUAAAAUUUUUUGAAAUAAA